Molecule: messenger RNA, 924 nt
Organism: Choloepus didactylus (southern two-toed sloth)
Lineage: Eukaryota; Metazoa; Chordata; Mammalia; Pilosa; Megalonychidae
Product: RWD domain-containing protein 4-like
Exons: 2
Coding region: 1-924 (307 amino acids)
Molecular function (GO): protein binding
Source: RefSeq, a predicted model, not a curated record
AUGACUAUCCUCCUAGAAGAAUGGGGUCCACUGAGGGAGUAUGGGGAUGCGUAUAACUCCACAGCUGGACUAAUUGCUCUCCUAUAUCAGGCUGCAGGACUAACAGGAUUUCAGAAGAAAAAGGAAAGCCUCCAGGAUGCUGUAGCAGUAGCCUGGCCAUUCUUGGAGGCUGUGUGUGCAGCUACAGAAAAGGCCUUAAUGGUCGAUGUGGCAGUCUGCCGCUUAGAAGAAGAACUGAAGGUGUGCUUGCAGCGGGGAGGUGCCGAAGGGGGCGCCCAGGUCCCAGGACCAUGGCCCUCACUGCUGCUUGGUCCUUGCAAAUGCCUUCUGCCCGGGAGGCGACCCGCGGCCGGCGCGUUGAGUGCCAACGAGGACCAAGAGGUGGAACUAGAAGUGUUACCUUCAAUUUAUGAGGGAGAUGAAAGUUUCCAGAAAUUAAGCCCAGUUUCAUUUCAAUAUAAGAUAGGUGAAUAUGGUGAUCCCAAAGCCUUCUUAAUAGAGAUUUCCUGGACAGAAACAUAUCCCCAAACAUCUCCAAUUACAUCUAUGAAUGCUUUUUUUAACAACACCAUAUCAUCAGCUGUAAAGCAGAAUAUAUUAGCCAAAUUACAGGAAGCAGUUGAAGUUAAUCUUGGAAUUGCUAUGACAUACACAUUGUUUGAAUAUGCCAAAGACAAUAAAGAACAAUUCAUGGAGAACCACCAUCCCAUUAAUUCUACGACUUCCAUAAGUAAUAUCAUCUCUGUUGAAACUCCUAAUACAGCCCCAUCAAGUAAGAAAAAAGACAAAAAAGAACAACUUUCAAAAGCCCAGAAACAUAAGCUGGCAGAUAAAACAGAUCACAAAGGGGAACUUCCUCGAGAAUGGAACUGGGCUGAUGUGGUUAAGCAUUUAAGCAAAACUGGUUCUAAAGAUGGUGAAUAG